AUGGAGUUCAUGUCCAACGUGUCGUCGGGCCUCGACUCGUCCAAGCCCUCCCUCUUCGAGCUCCUCUCCGAGUCGCAGCUGCGCGACCUCCUCGAGCCCUCGGUCCGCUACGUGCUCGCCGUGUUCACGCAGCGCCACCCGCGCUACCUCAUCCACAUCUUCAACCGCUACGAUGAGGUCUACGCGCUGUUCAUGCUGCUCGUCGAGCGCCACUACCUCACGCGCUGGGGCGGCAGCUUCACGGAGAACUUUUACGGCAUCAAGCGGGAGCGGGUGCUGGCGAGGGAUCUGCCGCGCGCGGCGAGGGCCGUGCCGGAUGUGGCGGCGGCGAGUACGAGGUUGAGGAGGGGGGAUGUGUGGAGGAGUUUGUUUUUGAUUGUUGGGGUGCCGUAUUUGAAGAGGAAGCUGGACGACGCGUAUGAGAUCCAUGCUGGCGGUGCCGCGGCGAAUUUGUUUGGCUCGAAUUAUCGCAAUGACGAGCCGGCGGAGAAUGCCACCGCCCGCGAAAAGCUCCUUUACUACCUCAAGAAGCUCCUCCGCAAGAUCUACCCCACCAUCAACGCCGCCUACUACCUCUCCACGCUCGCCUUCAACCUCGCCUACCUCUUCGACAAAUCCCACUACCACACGCCCUUCCACUUCCUCGUCAACAUCCGCAUGCGCCGUCUCAAUGAGGCCGACCACCGCGCAUUCGAAGCCGCCUCCCGCCCCACCUCCCGCCCCGGCGCCGCCCCCUCCCUCACCGCCCGCACCCUCCUCUCGCCCACCGCGCUCUCACGCCUCAUCCUCCCGCGGCUCCUCGACUCACUCAAGAUCCUCCUCCCCACCAGCAUCUUCUUCCUCAAGUUCCUCGAGUGGUGGCACGCCUCCGACUUUGCGCGCCAACUCUCUGCCAAGACGGCCGCAUCCAUCGAGCUGCCGCCGCCAUGGACCAUCCCGCCGCCGCCGCCGCCGCCGCCGGCCGACGACGACAGCGAGGAGGAGGGGCACGGCAUGGAGCGGCAGGGGCGCAAGUUGGUCAAGGUGCAGGAGGAUAGCCGCAUCUGCGCGAUAUGUGAGAAUGAGUUGACGAAUCCGACGGCCGUGCAGACGGGCUAUGUGUUUUGCUAUCCGUGCAUCUUCCGGUGGGUGCAGGAGGGCGAGGAGGAGCCGGGGAGCGGGAAGGGGUGCUGUCCGGUGACGGGGGUGAGGCUGUUGGGUGGUACGGAGGGGUUGAGGAGGAUUAUGGUUUAA
Morchella sextelata is the source of this 1233-nucleotide messenger RNA. RefSeq lists its product as uncharacterized. Gene Ontology annotation, molecular function: protein binding; ubiquitin-protein transferase activity; zinc ion binding. Gene Ontology annotation, biological process: protein import into peroxisome matrix; protein monoubiquitination. The coding region runs from base 1 to 1233 and encodes 410 amino acids. Gene Ontology annotation, cellular component: peroxisomal importomer complex; peroxisomal membrane. The transcript has 4 exons. The record is from RefSeq and is a predicted model, not a curated record. NCBI's taxonomy places the organism in Eukaryota, Fungi, Ascomycota, Pezizomycetes, Pezizales, Morchellaceae.